AUGCAGAAGCUUGUUGGCGAGUUUAAAGAUGUGCCGUUAGAAAAGCAGAAAAACCACAAUUACAAAGAAAUGACUUCUUGGUUAAAAGAUUUGGCUGAUCGUUUCCCCCAAAUUACUUAUUUAUAUUCAAUUGGCCAAAGCAUAGAUAAGCGUCAACUUUGGGUACUUGUUGUUGCAAGAAAUCCGAGGGAGCAUGAGAUAUUAAGGCCUGAAUUUAAAUAUGUUGCAAAUAUGCAUGGAAAUGAGCCUUCAAUGAAUCCUGAUGGUUAUGAAAUGGAUAAACCUGGUGAUCGAAUUGGUUAUUUGGGCCGGUCCAAUGCAGAUAAUGUUGACCUAAAUCGAAAUUUUCCUGCUCGUUAUCCGAUGCACAAAGAGGCGUCCGGUGGCAUGACAACUCAACCAGAGACAAAAGCUGUUAUGCAAUGGAUGACCGAAUAUCCAUUUGUUCUUUCUGCGAAUCUUCAUGGCGGCUCUCUCGUCGCUAAUUACCCUUAUGAUGAUUCGGAUACAGGCGCAGAUGGCAUAUAUACGGCUUCAGCAGAUGAUAAACUUUUUGUACAAUUAGCUUUUCAAUAUGCGCGUGCUCAUACAAAUAUGUGGUUAUCUGGACGUCGUUGUGGACUAAAUGAUAAUGGUGAUACUUUCCUUCAUGGAAUUACCAAUGGCGCUGGUUGGUACCAUCUUUCUGGUGGGAUGCAGGACUGGCAGUAUGUGCACACAAAUGCUCUUGAAAUUACUGUCGAAAUGGGUUGUUUCAAAUUUCCAUACGACGAUAUGAUUCCAACUUUGUGGAAGCAACAUCGGUUCUCUUUGCUCUCAUUUAUGGAAUCUGUUCAUAGUGGUGUAAAAGGUGUUGUUCAUGAUGCCACUGGUGAAAAGCCAAUCUCGGGAGCCGAGCUAAUAAUUAUAAAAGGAGGAAAAGGAAAAGCUGUGACAACAUCACUUAAUGGUGAAUAUUGGCGACUUUUACCACCUGGCGAAUAUAGCCUACAAAUUUCACAUAAAAAUUUCAAACCAUAUCAAUUCGAUAUAACUAUUGAUUCUGGACCGGCAAAGGUUGUUAAUAUUAGUUUGAAAGGGAUGGAAUGUGAUGGUGAAGAUAUUCCAAAAUUACAACUUUUUGUUAGAGGUAAAGGUCCUCUUAAUUUAUUACUUGUUGGUUUUGACUCUGCUGCAAAAGGAUUACUUACGCGUUUGGUCAAUCAUUCUUGUCCUAUGGAUGAAAAGAAACGAUCAAAAUUGGCUUACAUGCUUCUUGAAAAUGUUCGUCUCCAUAUUGUUACAGAAUAUAGCCAAACUGAUCAACUUUUGCAAUAUAUGCGGAAUAUAAAUGCUGAUUCCCUUCUUAUUUUUAGUGCCGGCCCUGCUCAUUCGACAAUAUUUAAUGCCGGAGAGAAUACACCAAGACUGUUUAAUCAAGAUAAAUUCGAUCAAAGCUUGAAAGAAGUAUUUUCUUCACAAGAACAGUUCUCUAAUAUGGAUUCAAAAACAACAGAUUCAUUUAGCCCAAUAAAUUCACGAAAAAAGGUUCUUCGACCGAAUUGUGAAGAUCGUUUAGGUCAAACCAAAACGGCGUCAAUUAUUGAUGAAAUGAGACUCGGACGAAUUUUUGAAUUGGGUAUUGGAAUUGGAUGUGAUUUUGGGAACUUUUCCUCAAAAGAAGAUAUUAUGACUACUGGAAAAAUGGAUGCAGCAUUGGAUGCUAUUAUAGAGAUGAUGCUGAAUAUUUUGAAACAAGACAAAGUACUUGAAUUUUCUGUUGUUCCUUCCAUUGCUCCAACCGAUCAUUUCACUCCUGCUGAAGUUCAGACGGUAACACAUUAUGGCUACGAUCGUCUUGAUCAAUCAUCAUCUUGCUCCGCCAAACUAAUCGAAAUGGAUGGUGUGAAGCUUCGAUCUUUGGGUUCACACAAUGGGCCACAUACACUGAUUUUAUCUGUAGAAAUGAAGACAGAAGCGUUAGUUUAUCAUCUUGGGGCCAGACUUUGUGGACAAGGACCUGUUGAAGGAUUAACAACUACACCUACUAUUAUAGACGAGGAGAUGAGACAAGUACAGCGUAUUUUGGAGUAUUCAACCAUUAUUUUGGCACCAGAUAUCCCACAGUAUUCUAAAUUAUUUUUCGCUUAA
Meloidogyne enterolobii is the source of this 2130-nucleotide messenger RNA. Lineage: Eukaryota; Metazoa; Nematoda; Chromadorea; Rhabditida; Meloidogynidae. The record is from the annotation of a GenBank genome assembly.